AUGGCGCCGAAUUUGAAAGACCUCACAACGAGCUUGCAAGCUACCCAUCCGUACAAGUCGAACAGUCCCAAUCUUCCAAACAGCAUACCAACAUUCCUCCAGCAGUUUCCAACCCCGCCCUUGAGCAUUUCACGAUUCUCGAGCAAUUUAGCUUCGUACGGACCGAAAGCAUCGUCAUUCAUCGACUCCACAAAGGAAACGUCGCAAAUGCACGGAUGGCAUUUAGCUGACUGUCGAGCAUAUGCAACCAUGGUUGUUCUUUAUUUGACACGCGACUCAGUCGUCGGCGACACUCCGACGGGUCAAGACUCGUAUGCAGUUCUGAACGAAGCCAAUGAGGCGGCAAUGGAAGAUUGGGCUGAGAGUUACUUUGACGAGCAUUUCAACGAUGAGCAACGGGGUCGUGGACGAGCUCUCUCGGAGAUGUUCUCAAAUCUGAAAAGCCAGCGACCGACGGUGAAAGAUGGUCACCUGAAAGUUCAAGUCACAUCGAGAGCAAAAUGGUCUCCUGUGCGAUCGCCUCAUUCGCUGCCCACUUUUCCUGAGCCGUAA
This is a messenger RNA of Tremella mesenterica DSM 1558, 552 nucleotides long. RefSeq lists its product as uncharacterized. Lineage: Eukaryota; Fungi; Basidiomycota; Tremellomycetes; Tremellales; Tremellaceae. The record is from RefSeq and is a predicted model, not a curated record. Bases 1 to 552 code for a protein of 183 amino acids. The transcript has 2 exons.